AUUCAAUGACAAAUUCUUCUGCAAGCGAAAUUUUGGAGCGAAUAGAUGCAGAAAUCGCUUUAAUACAACAAGGAAAAAAUAUAAACGAUGGUUUGAUUGUUCUUAGAAAUAUAACAAAAGAAAAUUUUGAUAAUCACGAUAAAAUACUUGAGAUAAAAGAAAAUGAGAUAAUUGUUUAUAAAUCAAUCGCUUAUCAAAACUAUCAAGAAGCACAAUUUUUUAGAUGUUGUCUUUAUAAAGACUUAAUGGAGACAAUUAUGUGGUGGUAUAAUAUUCUUUUAGAUAAAGUUGUUGAUUAUGUAUUAAAUAUUAAAAUAGUAAAAAAAGUUAUCAAAGAAAUCAAAGAAAAAAUUCCUGGCUGGGUUUUGCAUAUUAUCCAAACACAAGAUGUUUUAAAAAAAUUUCACCCCAAAAAUUGGUUUUAUGUAAAAUAUAUUUUUAAGAGUUUUGUUCUUCCUCUUUUGUUCAUUCCUAUAUACUUAUCUAGAAUUCCUGUUACAAAGGCAUCCGAUGAAAAAAUGGUUAUUGAAGUUCCUGGAGACGACAAUGUAAGAAAAGAAAUUAUUUCUUAUCUUAGAACUGGCAAAAUCGAUUAUAAUUACAAAAUCGAGUCAAAUUUUUUUACAUCUGAAAAAACUAAACAUAAUGAAAUAAUUGGUAUUUGGGAAGAUGAAUAUGGUGAUGAAGAUAAUAAACCAAAAUUUAGACUUAUGAAAGUAACAUCGAAAAAAAAUCAUUUGAAAAAACAAAGUGUUGCUGGUGUUGAAUGUGAAAAGGGAAAUGGAAAGAUUCUUAAAGCCUUUUUAUUGUGUUAUGUUGAAGAUGGUGAUGAUGUUAAUUAUG
Messenger RNA from Racocetra persica, 843 nucleotides. The record is from the annotation of a GenBank genome assembly. Lineage: Eukaryota; Fungi; Glomeromycota; Glomeromycetes; Diversisporales; Gigasporaceae.